AUGCCUAAAGAAGGAUGGCUAGCAAAACAAGGAGGUGGAUGGAAAAACUGGAAACAUCGUUGGUUUGUGUUAGAUGGAACCACAUUAACAUAUUAUAAAGAUCAAUUAAGAAUGAAAAAGAUGGGAGAAAUUGAUUUAAUGUUAGCAUUUGCUAUCGUUCCAAAUGAAGAAUUAAAGUUAAAAAAUUUUCCAUAUAUAUUUUCAAUAAGUACACCUUCCAGAGUAUAUAAUAUUUCAGCGUCAUCAUCAAAAGAAAGAGAUGAAUGGAUUGAAUCAUUAUUAAAUUCAAAAAAUAAAAAAGAAACAUUAAUAGAAGAAGAAGAAGAAAAACCAAUUAGUAUAGAAGAUUUUGAUAUAAUUACAUUAUUAGGAAAAGGAGCAUUUGGAAAAGUAUUAUUAGUAAGAUAUAAAAGAACAGGAGAAAAAUUCGCAUUAAAGAUGGUUGAAAAAAAGAAAGUUAUUGAAAUGGAAGAAUUAGAACAUACAAUGACAGAAAAAAAUAUCUUACAAAAAGUAAAACACCCAUUUUUAGUGAAUUUAUAUUAUUCAUUUCAAUCAAGUACUCAUUUACAUUAUGUUAUUGAUUAUUGUCCUGGAGGAGAAUUAUAUUAUCGUUUAAUUCAAGAAAAAUCAUUUUGUGAAAGUAGAACACAAUUUUAUAUUAGUCAAGUCAUUUUAGCAUUAGAAUGUCUUCAUCAAAUGAAUAUAAUUUAUAGAGAUGUUAAAUUAGAAAAUGUAUUAAUUUGUGAAGAUGGAUAUCUUAGACUUACAGACUUUGGUUUAUCUAAAGAAAAUGUUGCUGGAAAUGAAACAACAGCUACGUUUUGUGGUACUCCUGAAUAUCUCUCUCCUGAAGUUGUUUUAGCAGAACCUUAUACUAAUGUAAUUGACUGGUGGGGAGUAGGAAUUAUGACAUAUGAAAUGAUGCAUGGACAGGCACCAUUCAUUAGCGAUAACAUUCAACAACUUUAUCAAAAAAUUUUAUAUUCUCCAGUAAUUUUUCCAACAACAUCUCCAGUUUCUGCUGUAUGUAAAGAUUUUAUAACUAAAAUGUUAGAAAAAAAAAUUUGUGAUCGUUUAAGCACACCAGAGAAGAUUAAAACACAUCCAUGGUGGAACAGUUUCGACUGGGAUGCUCUUUAUCAAAAGAAAAUUCCUGCCCCAUUUAAACCAGAUAUGUCACAAGAUGGAAAAACAAACUUUGGAGAAGAAUUUAUUAAUGAAAAAUUCGACCUUAAUGAAGAAAUAAACAAUUCUAAUUCUAAUGGCAUAAGACAAGACAUUUUUGGAGAAUUCACAUUCACUAGAGAUAAACCAAAAUAA
Entamoeba nuttalli P19 is the source of this 1323-nucleotide messenger RNA. RefSeq names its product PH domain containing protein kinase, putative. Gene Ontology annotation, molecular function: protein serine/threonine kinase activity; ATP binding. The coding region runs from base 1 to 1323 and encodes 440 amino acids. NCBI's taxonomy places the organism in Eukaryota, Evosea, Mastigamoebida, Endamoebidae. The record is from RefSeq and is a predicted model, not a curated record. The transcript has 3 exons. Gene Ontology annotation, biological process: protein phosphorylation.